Molecule: messenger RNA, 1475 nt
Organism: Haliotis rufescens (red abalone)
Lineage: Eukaryota; Metazoa; Mollusca; Gastropoda; Lepetellida; Haliotidae
Exons: 2
Coding region: 294-1280 (328 amino acids)
Source: RefSeq, a predicted model, not a curated record
UUACACGCAGUUGCUCAGGUCUCUUGACUGGACAGGUCUCUUUUUCAUUAUAAUAAAUGUUAUAACUUUGGACAAUACCUGAAACAAAGAAGCAAACUGACAACUUUAUAUCCAAAGGUUUUGUUUGCAUUGGUGAGGACACAAAAAUGAAGAGAAAUGAAAUAAACCUUGAAAUGUUCAAAACAUUUUACUUUUAAAUCGGAGACUGCUUCCAGUCUACACCAAUCCCUGUGCUAUAAAAACCAACGUCAAAUGCCUCCUGUUAACCUGCAGCACUGCAACGGUCAUAAAAUAUGUUAACGGAUAAACACAGAGAGGAACUGAGGCUGAAAGGUUAUACGGUUGUGGAGGGGGUUCUAACCAACGAAGAGUCCGAUAAAUAUCGAGGAAUGUACUCUGAUUGGCUUGCAUCAUUCAAUGGCAAUUGGCCUCAUUCGUCUAGAUCCCUAAUUCACGAAUACAAAGUUGGUCACAUGGAACCGACCUGGGCCGUGAGGUUGAAAGCAAAGAAGGUCUUCGAAGAAAUAUGGGGUACAGAGAAGCUUCUGAGCAGCAUGGAUUCCAUAGCUAUUGGGCGUCCCCCAGAGGAUGGUGAGGAGGAUUUCCUGUCCCCAGGGGAACACUGGCUCCAUAUCGACCAGGGCCCUGCGCGAGAAGGGCUCCAUGCGUACCAAGGGGCUCUGUAUCUUGAGACCGUCGAUGAGGAUGACUGGGCAUUUGAGGCGAUUGAAAACUCCCAUGAGUAUCACGAUCGGUACUACGUUGAAUGCGACUACGCCAUCAAGAAGAGGAAAGAAAAUCCCUCAUGGCGUCUCAAGCGCUUGAAUGACGAGGAUGUCGAUUACUUCACCAAAGAACGAGGACUCAAGACGAAAAGAGUGCGUUGUCCAAAAGGAGGAAUUAUUUUGUGGGACUCUCGACUCGUCCACGCCAACUCUCGGCCAAUAAAAGGAAGAAAGAAUCCCGGCAGAUGGCGCUAUGUGGUUUUUGUCAGCAUGACCCCAGCCAAAUGGACAGCGGAAGGAUCACUGGAAAUAAAACGGAGGGCCUACAAGGAAAUGCGCGUUACGGGUCAUUGGUCAACCAAUGGUAUACGAUUUUUCCCUCAAGAACUGCCCCCAAAUGCUCCGAAGGAUCCGAACCCUCUAACAGAACACCCACCAUCGGCCCAAACCAAAGAAGCAAAACAACUGGCAGGAGUCCUUCCCUAUGAAUCGUCGGCUGAGGAUGACAGAGUGAUGGCUGCUCCUAAAUUUCGACUGGAAUUUAUGGAAGGUUAAACGUUGAUAAAACCUACAAUAAAACCUUUUGGUCAGGACUUUCACAGAAGGAACACGAUCACUGUGUUGGUGUAUGCUGCCCUCCUCGCUUUAUAUGUGUAUAAUGCAUAAAUUAUUAUUAUGCGAGGACAUACCUACCAAGGCCACUGAUCUGCUCUCGUAAUGGGUAAUGGAUAAUAAAAAUAAUAAUAAAUG